Molecule: messenger RNA, 1740 nt
Organism: Penicillium olsonii
Lineage: Eukaryota; Fungi; Ascomycota; Eurotiomycetes; Eurotiales; Aspergillaceae
Source: the annotation of a GenBank genome assembly
AUGUUUCCCCGCCACACGCGUCUCAUCCCUAUUGGGACACGAUCCCUUCGUUAUAUCGUUAUCUUAUGCAUCUUGUCGCUUUGCAGUCUGGUCAACUCGCUGGUCUUCCCACAUCAGGAUGUUAUGAAAGCAGAACCUGCGUUAUCUCAACUUUGGAGUGUAAUUGGUGGUUCAUCCGAAGGGACAGGGUUGGAAGCCAGUGAUUCGACGGCUGGAGAGCCAACCCACGAACCUGUUCUUGAUACCUUGGAAGAUCUCAUCGAUGCCUUGCAAGUGAUGCAAGAUAAGUAUUUCGUGCUGUGGCAAGGUACAUGGCCGACCAGCAUCGAUUGGACCGCUGCGGUUUUGGGAACACACGUUUCUGCGGCGUUGUCAUCUUUAUCCGCCGGGCCGCUAGACAUUCCCGACUCAGAUGGCGUGCAAGGGCUGUCGUUCUUCACACUUGAAAACACGGUCAACAAGUUCUUCAGUGACACUAAUGCCUUUUACUUUGGAGAAAACGCUUUCAGUGUCAGGAACCAGGCAUAUGAUGACAUGCUGUGGGUUGUCCUUGGAUGGCUGGGAAGCAUCAAGUUCCAGAAUCUGCAUUCCGAUCUUCACUAUCAAUCUUCCAACGCCAGCUCCGAAAGACCAUGGUACGGCACCCAGUUUCGCGUCCCUGCCGCCCACAGAGCACGAAUCUUCUAUGAACUUGCCUCAGCUGGCUGGGACAAGCUUCUCUGUGAUGGUGGUAUGAUCUGGAAUCCUUACCUGCUACCGUACAAAAACGCCAUAACAAACGAGCUGUAUAUUUCUGCAAGCAUUGAGAUGUAUCUUUACUUCCCCGGUGACCCAAUCGACGCUCCUUUCAUCGUUGACUCGGAGCGAGAUGAAUCUUUGCAAAGGAACCCGCACGACUAUGCCCAUCUCAAAGCUGCUGUUGACGGAUACGACUGGCUCAAGAAUUCCAACAUGACAGGCAUUGGGGGCCUUUAUGCAGAUGGCUUCCAUAUCAGUGGCUGGCAAGGCACAACAAACCCAGGCUCGCGCAAGUGUGACGAGUUGAACACCAUGGUCUAUACCUAUAAUCAAGGAGUCAUUCUCAGCGGGCUGAGGGGGCUUUGGAUUGCGACAUUGUCCCAAGCAUAUCUCCAAGACGGUUAUGAGUUGAUCGACAGAGUGCUGCAAGCCACCGGGUGGCCUCAUAUCUCCAACCGGCAAUGGAAGGGUCUCGGCCGCGGAGGCGUGUUGGAGGAAGCAUGUGAUGCCAGUGCAACAUGCUCACAAGACGGCCAGACCUUCAAGGGGAUCUUCUUCCACCACUUGGCAGAGUUCUGUCGGCCUCUUCAACCGCAAGAAAACCGGUUCCUGGCAUACACGGCUCGCAGUCACCCGAAUCGCGACGACUGGAGCGAUAAGUAUGAGCGUCAUCUGCAACAGUGCCGCACCUAUGGUCCCUGGAUCAAGCACAAUGCGCGGGCUGCUUUGAUGACUCGUGACAGCGAGGGCAGGUUUGGUUCCUGGUGGGGUCGCGGAUGGCGCCAGCUUGAGGCCGACGGAAUCGUGGAUAGCAAGGCAUUACCACCUGGGGCUGUGGACUACCGCAACGCUGAACAGGACCCUGAGCCUUUGGAAGCAGGCUUCAAGGCCACCAUGGACUACAAUGACCGUGGCCGUGGCCGCUCAGUGGAGACCCAAUCUGGAGGAAUUGCUGUGUUGAGAGCUUUGUACCAGUGGCAAUCUUAUGAUACCCUACCCUGA